CAGUGCGGAUUACAGACUCUGUCCUCUCAGUGCAGCGGGAACUACAGCAAACAAGGGCUAUAUUCAUACGAGCACAUUAAUUGCAGGUAAUGGAGCUCUUUGAGGAGGGGCUCUCUCUGAACCUGUGCGUCUUUUCGUUGCUCAUAUGGACUUCUACAAGUGCGUUUAACCUGGACACGCAAAACGUCCUCAGGAAGAAUGGUCACCCGGGAAGCCUCUUUGGAUUCUCCCUCGCCUUGCACCGGCAGCUCCAGCCCUCGGAUAAAACAAUAUUGUUGAUUGGUGCUCCCACAGCCAGGGCUUUAUCCAAUCAGGGAGCGAACAUCACGGGCGGGUUGUACAGCUGUGACAUCACCACCCAUCCUGAUGACUGUACUCGAGUGGACUUUGACAAUGAUGUUGAUGUUCUUGUGGAGAACAAGGAGAACCAGUGGAUGGGUGUAACGGUUCAGAGCCAAGGACCUGGAGGCAAGAUUGUGACAUGUGCCCAUCGCUACCAGCGUCUGUUGUUCCCGAACACACCCCAGGAGGCGCGCGACAUCACUGGACGCUGCUACAUGCUCAGUCAAGACCUGAGCAUCGACAGCCAAUCAGACGAGGACGGGGGGAACUGGAAAUUCUGUGAUGGGCGCACUCGGGGUCAUGAGCGAUUCGGGGCCUGUCAGCAAGGCUUGGCUGCCACCUUCACUAAAGACUACCAUUAUGUCAUCUUUGGAGCACCAGGGGCGUACAACUGGAAAGGUAUAGUGCGCGUCGAGCAGAAGAACAACACUCUGCUGGAAAUGGGCUUGUUUGAUGAUGGUCCUUAUGAGGUCGGGGAUGAAAACCGCCUCGAUCCAAAUCUAGUGCCAGUACCAGCCAACAGUUACUUAGGUGAGUGUGUGUGUGUGUGUGUGUGUUUUGAUGUUCAUGAUUUUUGUGACACUGAAUCUUGCACAUGUACAGGCUUCUCUCUGGAUUCCGGCCACAGUAUCACAGAAAAAGGGAAACUCAUCAUCGUGUCCGGAGCGCCGAGAGCCAAUCACAGUGGUGCAGUGGUGUUUCUGCGCAAGCAAGACGAAGCCUCCACCAGACUCAUGUCUGAACACAUUCUGGAAGGACCAGGACUCGCGUCCUCCUUUGGAUAUGAUGUUGCUGUGGUGGACCUAAAUGGAGAUGGUUGGCAGGACGUUGUGGUUGGGGCACCCCAGUUCUACCAGAGAGACGAGGAAGUGGGUGGAGCUGUGUACGUUUACAUCAAUAAAGCUGGAAGGUGGAAGGACGUCACUCCUACUCGCCUGAAUGGAACCAAAGACUCCAUGUUUGGACUGGCUGUGGAGAACAUUGGAGACAUUAAUCGGGAUUCUUUUGAAGAUAUUGCUGUGGGAGCUCCAUAUGCAGACUCAGGGUUCGGUAGCGUGUACAUCUUCCACGGAUCCGCCGACGGCAUCAAUACCAAACCAGCUCAGAUACUGGAGGGUAAACAGCACAAUAUUAAGAUGUUUGGCUAUUCUCUGGCCGGAAAUAUGGACCUGGAUCAGAACUCGUACCCUGAUCUCGCCGUUGGGUCGCUCUCUGACACCGUUUUUAUUUACAGGUCCAAAACUGUGAUUAGCAUCAAGCAAGACAUCAAGGUGACACCGAAGGAAAUUGACUUGAUGAAGAAAACGUGUGGCAACAGUAUUUGCUUGACCGUGGAAGCUUGUUUCACAUAUAGAGCAAACCCUCACACCUACAACCCUAAGAUCACCAUUUCCUGUACAUUGGAGGCAGAGUGGUACCGCAGGAAGCUGGGUCUCCCAUCUAGAGUUGUGUUUCUGGAGAAGAACGAGAUGGAUCAGGACUUCCAGUCGACCGGCACUCUGGAGCUACGAGGACAAAACAAAAAAGCUUGUUACAAGAGCAAACUCAGAUUACAAGAAGGCAUCAGGGAUAAGCUCAGAGCGAUUCCUAUCGAGGUGUCUGUGGCCAUUCAGAGUGCUAAGAGAGGCAAACGGCAGAGCUCGCUGCCACAACUAGUGCCAAUACUGGACUCCACUGUGCCCAACAAGACCAUCACUGAGGUGAACUUCCUGAAGGAGGGUUGUGGCACGGACAACAUCUGUCAGAGUAACCUACAUCUGCAGUACAGGUUCUGCUACAGGGAGUCCAAACAAGAUGUGUUCCCUCCUCUACCGCUGGAGAAUGGUGUGCCAGUGAUUUCUCUGAGUGAUCAGAAGGACAUUGCUCUGGAGGUCACAGUGAGGAACAGAAAUGGAGAUGAUGCUCAUGAAGCCAAAUUGGUGGCUCAGUUUGAUGAAUCUCUCUCAUACUCUGGAUUCAGAUCUCUGAGAACUACUGACAAACACGUGAUCUGUGCUGCCAAUCAGAAUGGCUCUCUGGCAGACUGUGAGCUGGGAAACCCUUUUAAACGGGAUUCAGAGGUAAAAUUCUACAUCAUAUUGAGCACUGGCAACAUAUCACUCGACACCAAAGAAGUUGAGAUCGACCUUCAGCUGGAAACAACGAGUUCACAGGAGGGCCUGAGCAAAGUGAAGGCCAAAGCCAAAGUGGUGAUUGAACUUCUUCUUUCUGUACAAGGGGUUGCCAAACCGUCUCAGGUCUAUUUUGGAGGUCAAAUCAGAGGCAUGAGUGCCAUGAAGACGGAGGAGGAAGUCGGCAGCUUGGUCGAAUAUGAAUUCAGAGUGAUUAAUUUGGGAAAGCCUCUGAAGUCUUUUGGCACUGCAUCUUUAAACAUCCAGUGGCCUAAAGAAAGUUCUGUGGGGAAAUGGCUGCUGUAUCUGAUGAAGAUCAACACCAAGGGCCUGCAGUUAGUCACCUGUUCCCCGGAGAGAGAGAUAAACCCUCUCAGACUGAGUGAGGAGUCGACGUCAGCCAGGAGAAAGCGUGAGCUGGAGGAGAGGAGACCAUCUGACGGGAGUAAAACAUCCCUCUUCACUGACAAACGCAAGCACAAGAUUCUGUCGUGCAGUGGUGAUGCCAGAUGUGUGGAGAUGAAAUGCCCCCUACAGGGCUUGGACAGCACUGCAGUCAUCGUUUUAAAAUCCCGGCUGUGGAAUUCCACUUUCCUUGAAGAUUAUGCGUCCUACAAUUACCUUGAUUUAAUAGUGAAAGCCUCCAUAAGUCUGGAUGUCUCCGCCAAUAACAUUGUCCUUAAAAAUGCUGAGACCCAGGUGAGGCUGACCGUGUUCCCGGAGACGACAGUGACUCCGUUCGGAGGAGUUCCCUGGUGGAUCAUUCUCGUGGCUGUUUUAGCUGGGAUUCUGAUGCUGGCUCUCCUAGUUCUGUUACUCUGGAAGUGUGGAUUUUUCAAACGUUCCAAAUAUGAGGACAGCGUUCCGAAAUAUCAUGCGGUGAGGAUUCGUAAGGAGACGCGUCUCUUGAAAGACGGAAAGGUCAUGUUGGAUCCCUUUGAGAAGAAGCAAUGGAUGACCACAUGGGAUGAGAACGAAAGCUACUCUUGAGACUGUCUCUGCUUCUGAUGUGGACAAUGUGCAUCAUCAGGCGUCUACAGUUUCAGAGGAAGUCCGACAGUUUGACAUGAAGAUGCCUCUACACAUCCAUGUGUUUCUGGUAACUAAAGGGUACUGUUAACGCCUGGAAAUCUCUAGGCUUUUUGUUUGCAAUGGCACCCCUUAAAAAGUUUGUAUAUUUUUGGAAGACGCAUGAGAUGCCAAGAACGGAUUGUCUUGAUUUUCUUUGUAAAUAUUUUACAAUGCAGUUUAUUUAUUUUGUCUUGUAAUUUUGUACCAAGAUGCCUACUGUGCAUGAACUGCCCAAAGAUUAUUUUUCACGUCUUUCGUUAACUGUAAAUUAGAUUCAAUGUUUUGAGGUCUGUCAGAUGAAUCUCAGGCGGGGAAAUAAACGAUUACUACUGAAAAA
Messenger RNA from Pimephales promelas (fathead minnow), 3861 nucleotides. RefSeq names its product integrin, alpha 6a (gene itga6a). Lineage: Eukaryota; Metazoa; Chordata; Actinopteri; Cypriniformes; Leuciscidae. Gene Ontology annotation, biological process: cell-cell adhesion; cell adhesion mediated by integrin; leukocyte migration. Gene Ontology annotation, molecular function: integrin binding. Gene Ontology annotation, cellular component: integrin complex; external side of plasma membrane. The record is from RefSeq and is a predicted model, not a curated record.